UAAAAGACGCAGCUGGUUACCUUGGAGCAGCCAGGGACUGCUGUUUGUGUAGCUAGCAAUGCUACUAACAGAACCUAAACUCGGUGCACCACAUUCCCCAGCAGGCUCGGCUCUGCUCUGCUGACUUUUCAGACUGGUAUUUUAAAUCGUACAUAACUUUGGCAGACAGCUGACCUCAGGCAGCAGCAUUGAGCUUCCUCCAGCACAGCUAGCAUUAGCUAGCUGAAGCCCACAGUGGAGCUAGCCAGUUAGCUAGUUUGUGUAGCAGCGAUGGAGUGGCUGGGUAACGGAGCUCCAGUCUACCGCGAUGAAGACUCGAGCCGCGACCCAGCUUCAGCAGACAAGGGACUCAGUGGUGUUCAUCCUCACCAGCAGUCACCGCCAUCGCACCUUUGCGAUUGCGCCAUGGCGUCGCUUUGCCAGAGCCAGCACCGCUGUGUGAAGGCUUCCAUCGUCUCCAGCUGGAGACUGGCAGAGGCCCAGGAUCAGCUGGGCUCUCUGGGCGUCCACAGCUCCGAGUCCCUGGAGCAGGAACGUGCUCGGACUCUGGCGUGCCCCACCGAGCUCACGCACACUGAGGAGGAGUGGCGCCGCAAGGAGAGCAUGCUGGGAUGUCAGGAACCCAGCCGCUGCAGUCCUGUGCUCGGAGCUGUCAGAAGUUGGGACGUUUUUGAUAAGAGUAUCAUCAAUGUCCCAAAUCAACCUGUAGAAAUGGAUCAGGACAAGUGCAAGACGUUUCUCCAAAAGUAUGACCAAGAGCUCAGGCAUUUUGGUAUGUUGCGGAGAUGGGACGACAGUCAGCGGUUCCUCGCAGACAUGCCUCAGCUCAUAUGUGAUGAAACCGCCAACUACUUAAUUCUGUGGUGCAUGAGACUACAGCAAGAAGGGAAACAAGCGCUGAUGGAGCAGGUGGCGCACCAAGCUGUAGUCAUGCAGUUCAUCCUGGAGAUGGCCUCGAACUCUCAGCAGGAUCCUCGAGGCUGCUUCAGACAGUUCUUCCACAAAGCCAAAGAAGGACAAGACGUCUACUUAGAAGUCUUCCACACCGAGCUUGAGGCCUUCAAACACCGAGUGAAAGAAUACACAGACAAGUCUGUAGACGAUGCAACAAACAAUGUCGAACAACAGAAAACUGGCACAAAUUGCAAGCUGGACCCCAAAGAAGCCUUGGACUCUUUACCUCCAGUGGCAGAGUAUCCUAUGAAGCUUUGUUUAGAGGCUGGACUGUGGACAAGCACAGGGAGGUGGACAAAGGAUGAAGCUACAGAAACGGACGAUAUACUCAUGAUGGAGACCACCUAGUGACCGUAGGAUCGGCCCGUCCGGCUUUUCCCUCCAUCUCCAUCACCUUCCCAUUUAGGAACAACCUGAGUUUUAAGCCCUCUUUACGCAGCGGACCAGGCUGAACAACGGCCUAAAAUGAGACACGACCAGGCUUUUUAAACUGCAGGAAAUAAUGUUUGCUGAUGACGAAACAUUUCUCCGUGUUGUCGGUCACUGCAGUGUCUCUUGACAGCUGAACGGACGUGCUGUGCCACAACCCUGCUUUUACAGAUGGAGUUCUUAUAUCCUUCAAUCUGGUUCAUUUUCUAUUUCUCCUGAAACAGAGACUUGGAUGCAACACAAAGAAUACUACACCAAUAAAGUCUUUGGGCAGUUAGGUACCAAAUCUAAUAGCUGCUUAAAAUGAAUGGUGAGAAGCACAACUGACCGAUCAGUGGCUUUGUAUCCUGUGUGGUGAGUUUGGGUUCAGACCGUUUCAUAGACGAGAGAGUCUGCUAAACUGUUCCUGACAUUUAUCAAGGCAAUGUGUCUUUAAAGUAGCCGAUCAUGUGCCGGUAUACAGUAACUACUGCAUAAUAGGACGACGGUGUUCAUUCAGCAGGAGUGAUCUGUUGAUUAAUAUGAUUUCAAUCACGAGGGGGGAAAAAGAAAGUGAUGAUGCGGUGUCAUGUCUGGAAUGAAAGAGAAAUCUCUUCACCGGAGAGUUUCAGACUCGUCCGUUGUCAUACCUUUUUAUAUUUGGUGAAGACAUACACGGCCUCACAUAUUUUGUAUUAUUUUUUGCAUUGGUUUAGUAAAAGCUAGCUGUAUGCUAAUAAGCAAAGAGCAGUUUGUCUGCGUUGACUGGCGUAAUGUCCGAAUUUGUACAAAUACAGUUGCGGUGACUUAGAUUUGUGUUUUCUUCAGCAUUUCACUUGUCGGGCUCAAAAUGAAUUGCAAUCUUGGAGGGGGAAAAAAGGUUAAUUUAGGAGUCUUGGGUCAGAUUCACCCCUUGCAGCGCUCCGACUCACAACUGAUACGCAUGCAUUGGGUGGCACACAACCCACAGGUCUCUCAGGCUCGUCAUGAGGAGAGGUUACAUCAUGCAACAUGUGUGGGUGGCUAGUCAGUGAAUUCAGCAGACAGCAGGGACGCUUCUAACAUGUAGCUUUUGGUGCAAAUGCGGCUUGAAGAGUUGAUUGUUUCUCUUUGAACACUUUGCAGAAUUCAGGUCGGAGCAUGUUAUAAACUUCAGGAGCUCCUGAAAGACUGCACAAGAGUGGUUGAGGUAUUCUGAAAAAGUAUUCCGAGUGUUGUCUGGAGAGCAAUUAAAGUGCUGAGUCAUCAAACUACCUCCUUUUACAUCUGCCAUUAACAUCUUUGUCGUUCAGAAUUUAUCCAGACAAAACACAAAUUCACCCAAUACACACACAGCUCAUGAAAUGACUGUAAAAUCUAUUUAUUUCCAACAGACGGUGACACUAAUCGCUCACAUUGUCCUUUGACAGAAAUAAGUCAGCCUUUCAGAACAAGCCGGUUGCUUAUUAGCAUUCAGCACAGACAAAUAAUGAGCUGAAGACGUGAAGGCAUGCGAGACAAUAUAACAGCUCAGCUUUUAUUACGUGAUAAAGCAAAGGGGCGUUUCAGAGGGACAAAGUCAACCUCGAGACAAUGUUGGUGUUGAGCGUGGUUGUGAAUUAUCCAUAUCGAUAAGCGAGAGGCAUGGCAAUGAAAGGUGUAAAGAGGGCACUGCGUUUGCUUUGUUUUUGUUUAUUAUUUAUUAGCUGAUUUCUCCUCCUGUGAGUUAUUUUUCAGGCAUUCACAUGAUCAAAGCCUCACGUUUCAGCUUGGCACACAGGUGAUGGAAAUGAAAGCGUUUACUCGGCCUGCAUGGGCUCUGUGUGUGUUUAUUUUUCCUCUGGUUCAGUAAAACUAGCGUUCAUUUGCUUUACCAGCUUUCCAUCUACAGUACCCAGCACCUGAAACCGAAUCACAGCCGGCAGUUCGUGCUCUGUGCAGACAGAAGUCAGUGUUGUGUUGGGGAAAGUUCAGGAUCAUGGGAUCUACACCUGAGAAGGAGCUGAAAGGCGCCGCUAUGGAGGGAAGGGGAAAACGAGGGCUGAGCCCUCCACAAAGAAAUCCUUGAUGUAUGUUUGUAUGCAGAAAGGAACUCUCUGCAUCUGAAUGUGUCCUGCACUUUAUAUGUCUCUGCCGAGGUCGAGAUGGGAGUAUUUGAAGCACCUGACUUUGUAAUUCUUCCUCCUAUACCGUGUUUAGAUUGAACCACGUUUUUUUUGUUGUGUUCCCUGUCGUCCAGAAGUUAAAGCGGGCUUUAGAUGAGCUUGUGUUUUCAAUUGUACACAUUUAGUUUUUGCUUUUUGUAUGCUAUUGUUUGCUGACUUUUUUUAUCAAAGUGUUCAAGGGAGCUUUUGCCAGAAUUAUCAGGCUUCCAAUUAACUGUCCCCUUGUUAAUAGUCUUCUUUAUUUUAACAAAGACAGCCAAAAUGAGUGUGAAAAUCUGCUUGAGCAGUAAAAUUGUUUUUACUGCGGACCGGGGAGUUGAAUAUACCAUAUGAUGCAUUAAAGUACAAUGCAUGUGUGGAUGACUUAAAGCUGCUGUGUGAUGCUUUGUUCUGCAGUGAGCCUGUCGUUUCACUACUCAUUAUGUCACAGCUUUACGUCUGCACAGUGCUGGUGUCGGGCAGUACCAUAAGUACUGUACACAUGUUGGUAUUGUAAGCGGUGACGCUAAAGGAAUGUGAAGUUUUGGUUUGAAAUGCACUUUUUUUUUUUUUUUUUUGUCCAAAGUGACUAAUCCACUAUGCAAACUAAUUGUAUGGCUUAAGGCUGUUGUAAUAUGGUGUCUGAACGUCCUAAAUUAUUUAAAGAUUAUUACAAAUGUGAGUGAAGAUCGAGAGACUUAAAGUAGGAAUUUCAGUCGCUAAGCUUUGAGUUUUAGGAAAAUGACACACUUCUCAUUCACAGUAGACUGUACUGUAAGAUUUGUCUUCUCUUGAUAAUGACUCAAAUAUAAAACAAGUGCUAAAUGUU
This is a messenger RNA of Anarrhichthys ocellatus (wolf-eel), 4314 nucleotides long. RefSeq names its product cell division cycle 37-like 1 (gene cdc37l1). Bases 271 to 1302 code for a protein of 343 amino acids. Gene Ontology annotation, molecular function: protein-folding chaperone binding; heat shock protein binding. Gene Ontology annotation, biological process: protein stabilization; protein folding. The record is from RefSeq and is a predicted model, not a curated record. The transcript is spliced from 7 exons. NCBI's taxonomy places the organism in Eukaryota, Metazoa, Chordata, Actinopteri, Perciformes, Anarhichadidae. Gene Ontology annotation, cellular component: cytoplasm.